AACGGAUAUGACGUAAUCAAAGAAGAAACACUCAUCAUUGCAGCUCAAAUCAUUCACAAGCCAACGCGUGAUUAAACUUUAUAAACACAAACGGAUGAAAUGGCACAUUUAACGACAAACCCGGAAGAUAAAGAGAGGUUCUUGUGCAUUUAUCCAUCUUACGUCAACAGUAAAAAGACAUUAGCAGAAGGAAGGCGAAUCCCUGUAGAGAAGGCAGUGGAGAAUCCAUCAUGUGCUGAGAUUCGAGAUGUCCUCACAGCUGCUGGACUCAAUGUCCUCGUGGAGAAUAAGAUGUACUCGAGAGAGUGGAACAGAGAUGUUCAGUUUAGAGGAAGAGUUCGUGUGCAAAUAAAACUCCAAGAUGGAAGUUUGUGUCAAGAGAAAUUUUCAUCUAGGAAAGAUGUGAUGUUUUAUGCAGCUGAGAUGAUUCCUAAACUAAAGAGCCGGACACAGAAGAGCGGAGGAGCUGACGCUGGGGCACAACAGGGUGAAGGAGGAAAGAAAGGAAAGAAGAAGAAGAAGUAGAUGAUGAAAGAUUUCAAAGCUUUAAAGUGGACAGUUUGAAGAUGACUCCUCAAGACUCAGAUUUUUGGUUCCUCUUUUGUUUAACGGAUGAAUAGUUUAAGUCGGUUCAUUAUAAACACUUUCCUGGACUCGAGCGUAACACGUGGAAGUUGUGAACACUUCAAUUUUUGUUUGUAUUAUUUUCUGAUUUAUAAAGAGCCGUUCAGAGAUGCUGUUGGUUUUCAGUUAAAUGUCUAUGAUGAUGGAUUGUGUUUAAAUAGACGCUGACAGAGCACGACGUGUCUUCACGGGUCACACCGAAGUAUCUUUCAGCAGAAGUGUCGGGUGUAAGUGUCUCUCAUGGGAGGAUCAGUGUUUUCACACGCUUUCAACAUGCUGUGAAAUACCAGUUCAUGUCCUUCACAGCACCUGUCGAGUAGAGAUUUACACUGCCUGCAGAUGAUUCCUUCUCCAUUACACUUUUAACUCAAUCUGUGCUAAUGAAGGAGAAAUAAAGAGAAUCAGAGUUCA
This is a messenger RNA of Misgurnus anguillicaudatus (oriental weatherfish), 1035 nucleotides long. The record is from RefSeq and is a predicted model, not a curated record. NCBI's taxonomy places the organism in Eukaryota, Metazoa, Chordata, Actinopteri, Cypriniformes, Cobitidae.